AUGUCGCAGAGAAUCGAACGAUCAGCAUCCGUAGACUCUCCGACUUCACCUAAACUAGAGGGAGAAGUAAGUUUUGGAGAUAAUUCACCGUUGUUUGGCGUACUUCCUCCCAGCCAGAGGCACGCAUUGCAUUUAUCACUAGCUGCAGCAGCACGAGAAGCUUCAGGAGAACAGCAAAUGCCAUUGAAUUGGGAUGUGGUGAAACGACGUAUCGCAGAAGGCGUAACUGAAGAAGAUACGCUUGACGAACUCCGUGCGGUAUUGCGCGAAUUUGUUAAAAGUAAGACUCAAGCACCCGCACCACCUACUACACCUCAACUAACACCCCGUCAGAAUCGGAACCCAGCAGUAGACAUGGCAGAGAACGCUCCUACCGUGGGACAAGUACUAAAAGCCAUCGAAAUUUUCGACAGUAGUAACAGAGGAAAAGUUUGUGUCUUUAUUCGCUCUUGCAAAUAUGCAGGCGAAAUAAUACGACCGACAGACACGGAACAUUUACUGAAGGCUGUUUUGAGCACGCGAAUCAAGGGUAUCGCCGCACAAGCCUUGGAAUACAAAUCGAUUCGCACUUGGGAUGCAUUGGAGGAAGAACUUAAGUCGAUGAGCAUCGAAACACGGACGUUAGCUUCGCUACAGGUAGAAUUCAACAGCUGUAGGCAACGACAGAACGAGGAUGCGAAGUCAUAUGGAACACGACUCGAACAACUCACUUGGCAGGUGAUCGAACUAACGACACGAGAAGCAACAGAAGAGGAUUCUAAGUCAACACUGGAACGCCAGGUUCGGAAACAAGCCGUAAAUAUUUUCGUCAGAGGUCUAAACGACAGGCUGAAGGUGCUGGUCAAGAGCCGACGAUGCGAGAAGCUCAGGGAGGCAAUAUCCAUCGCAAUAAAAGAGGAACGCGACUUAGGUCUCGUUCGCGGUUCGGACAGGGAUCAACACCGAUCGAGCUGCUACAACUGCGGGAAGCCGGGUCACUUGGCACGUGAUUGCCGUUCAUCAAGGAAAAGCAACACACAGGAUCGACAGCGAUUGCCGACACCAAGUAAAUACGUAAGGAAAACUGAAGUAAUUUGUUAUUUUUACAACAAGCCAGGGCACUUUAUCCGGGACUGCAGAAAGCGAUUAGCCGAGGAAAAUAGGCGAGGCAACGGGAGAAAUGAAGGACCUCCGAGAGGAACGGAACGUGUCCAAACAGGUCCGUUUAGGGACGCCAACAGGCGAGGCGAUGAGACUUCGGGAAACGAAGAUCGGGCGCUGCGGACAGACAACCGUAUCGCGUCGUACCAGUAA
Molecule: messenger RNA, 1293 nt
Organism: Diprion similis
Lineage: Eukaryota; Metazoa; Arthropoda; Insecta; Hymenoptera; Diprionidae
Exons: 2
Coding region: 1-1293 (430 amino acids)
Molecular function (GO): zinc ion binding; nucleic acid binding
Source: RefSeq, a predicted model, not a curated record